AUGGAAGAGCGGCGAGAAGAGGAGAACGACGGACGGGACGGCGGGCCGACUGAGGGAGUUGUGCGGCUGAUUCCGACCGCUGCUCCGCCACCGCCGCCGCUGGACGCAAACAACGGUGGUGCACGAGCUCACGGAGCUGUUCUCGCGUUAGUCGAGGCUCGAGCGAGAAGUGGUCUGUGAAGGAGGUCACCUCAUCAACAUCAUCAUCCACGUCGCCAUCUACUUCUUCUGCCUCGCUGUCUACGGACCGACUUUAUACAUGGGACUUUCGGUUUUUUCAAGUUAUCUCCAGAAAUCGAGCAUAGGGACCUCUGAUUUUUUGAUAAGAGUUCAAUUUUACUGUGCUCUUCAAAAUGAGCCAGGUUAGAGGUAAAUGUAAGGUUUCUGUGAGAAGUUACAGCUUCUCACUUUCCUCCGUAUGCUUUGCCGGCCAGUGACUGUCAUCUUGACACCGACAGGGCGCGCUUCGUCUGUCUCCAGUGUCAAGAUGGACGUCGUCGUCGAGGGGCGAAUACAGGAGGGAAUGGAGGAGACCGGCACGGCGUACAGACACUCUCCAACACAUAUACACUGCAUCUAUGGGGUGAGGGCGGUAUAGGGAGAGAGAGUGCGUCAAGCCGAGAGAUGAUGUACAUUGACGGACAAAAAGACAAUGCAUGUGGCGACCCUACAGGAGGUUUCUGUUUCUGUUCCCCAAUUCUCAGGAAGCCCCGUAGACACAACAUCUUCAUAGAAUCAGACGACGGAUGAGAAGGAGAGGGGACGAGACCUCCAGCUCAAGCAGUAUUAGAAGCAGAUUAUGGGGACGGAGUUUUCCUUUCCAGAUCCUUUCUCUUCGUUCUCCGUUUUCAGAAAAUCAAAUACUCCGCGAAGGAUUGUCUUCAGAAGAGCGACUGACGGACGGCGGCUAGAAGUGAAAUUCGAUAGGUUCAGAAUCCUCCAUCGCCAUGCUGCUGGUGCCUGCUUGCCAGCCACCAAAGAAGCCAUCUGGCGCAGAGACGACGGCCUUGCACAUCAAAAUGACGUGGCACGGGACACAGAUGACGACGGCCUGUGUGUCACCGGUGCUCCGGAAUGGUCGGUCACUCCUGAUAAGCGACGUCUGCUGCAGUGGAGACUCAGAUAA
Molecule: messenger RNA, 1126 nt
Organism: Caenorhabditis sp. 36 PRJEB53466
Lineage: Eukaryota; Metazoa; Nematoda; Chromadorea; Rhabditida; Rhabditidae
Source: the annotation of a GenBank genome assembly